AUGCCGAGGAUCAAAAAACCAGGACCACUACUGAGCGAUCCAUAUUCCACCAUCGGGUACCAAGCAAUGUCCAGUUCCAUUGAAAGUAUCAGCAAGACAGCUGAGUAUCCAGUUGAAGAAAGGCAACUGAGCAGCUUUGAUGAUGUAUCGGAAAUUGAGGAGUUAGAGCGCAGAAAGGGAUGGAAAUACCGUCUAGCCAGUGUCAUCUGGGAUUCGGCAGAUAAAGGCAAAGAUGAAAGAGCUCUUCUAUUCAAGCUCGAUAUCUUCUUUUUGUCGUCUAUUAUGCUUGGUUAUUUUAUCAAGACCCUGGAUAUGAACAAUAUUAACACUGCAUAUAUAAAUGGUAUGCAGGAAGAUCUGAAAAUGAAGGGUUCUGAUCUGAAUCUGAUACAAACAUGCUGGACUGUUGGUUAUAUUGUUGGCCAAUUUCCCAGUAAUUUGAUUCUUCACCGAGUAUCACCAAGAUACUACCUUGGAGCUCUGGAAAUAAUGUGGUCAAUUUUGACUGUGCUCAGAAUUACCUGUAACACACUUCCCAAAAUGUAUGCAAUCUCAUUCUUCAUCGGUUUGUUGGAAGCGGGUUUCUUUCCUGCUGUUGAAUUCUUGCUCGGAUCAUGGUAUUUGCCAGACGAGCUGACCAAGAGAUCGACUUUGUUUGCUGUGUCUGGAACAGCCGCCUCAAUGGUUACUGGUUAUUUACAGGCAGCUAUUAUCAAAACCCUUUCUCACAAGAAGCUGGCUUCCUAUAAAUACUUGUUUGUUCUGGAUGCGGUAAUUUCCUUUCCAAUUGCACUUUACACAAUGGUUGCAAAUCCCGACACACCAGCAUACACCACAUCGUGGUACCUCAAUGACCGCGAUAAGAAGAUUGCCAUAGCUCGUACUACAAAGUACAGUGGCGCAAAACAUCCUCCUAAAAGAAAGAUAGGCAAAGACACUCUGAAAAGAACAUUCAGUACUUGGCACAUCUUUUUAUUCCCGGUUAUCUUUUUGGCGUUCAACAACACCUGUAAUUCUUCCUCACAACCUACCUUCCAAUCUUGGCUCAAGAGUUUGGGCUACACACCUGUAGAGUACAAUGUCUAUCCUACAGCAGUUAAUGGAGCCGGAAUUGGGUUCGCACUUGUAGUGGCCUGGAUAUCGGAUGCUUUCAACGGAUUGAACUGGCCAUUUGUGCUCCUAUAUUUCUUUCUUCAGGCACUUGGCUCACUGUUUUUGGCUAUCUGGCAUAUUCCUCGAGGAUUACAUUGGUUCUCAUACUUCCUAGUGGGAAUUCCGACUGCUUGGGGUCAGCCUAUGAUUUUCGCUUGGGUCAACAGACUGCUGUCUGGUGAUACUGACAAGCGAUUGCUAACGGUGACUGCCACUAAUAAUUUGGCUUACGUUACAAAUGCAUGGGUUCCCAUUCUGACCUGGAAUGCUGGUGAUAUGCCCCGUUAUUUUAUUGGUUUCACAUACAAUGCCACUCUGGCCGUUGUUGGUUUUAUUUUAACGAUAUCUGCAAUUUUCUUGGAGAGACGAGACAAGCAAACGAGGAAAAUCUCCGAAGCAGAGGCCCAUUCCUCCGAAGUACAAGACGCAUAG
Sugiyamaella lignohabitans is the source of this 1584-nucleotide messenger RNA. RefSeq names its product putative permease SEO1 (gene SEO1). Bases 1 to 1584 code for a protein of 527 amino acids. Gene Ontology annotation, biological process: transmembrane transport. Gene Ontology annotation, cellular component: membrane. The transcript has a single exon. Gene Ontology annotation, molecular function: transmembrane transporter activity. NCBI's taxonomy places the organism in Eukaryota, Fungi, Ascomycota, Dipodascomycetes, Dipodascales, Trichomonascaceae. The record is from RefSeq and is a predicted model, not a curated record.